Anoplopoma fimbria (sablefish) is the source of this 1077-nucleotide messenger RNA. Its product is annotated as Ferritin, lower subunit-like. Gene Ontology annotation, molecular function: ferrous iron binding; ferric iron binding. The transcript has 5 exons. Bases 150 to 674 code for a protein of 174 amino acids. Gene Ontology annotation, cellular component: cytoplasm. The record is from RefSeq and is a predicted model, not a curated record. Gene Ontology annotation, biological process: intracellular iron ion homeostasis; iron ion transport. Lineage: Eukaryota; Metazoa; Chordata; Actinopteri; Perciformes; Anoplopomatidae.
UGACACAUGACGACAGUCUGGCUGAUGUGUUACUAAACACAGGCUGCAUAAAAGCUGACGAGCAACGACGUGCAGACCUUUGAUAAGCUCACUCCACACGUGCGUCAGUCCAGAUAACGUUAACGUUAGUUGAGAGUGAAGGGAAAGAAAUGCAGUCUGUGGUGAAACAAAACCUCCAUUUGGAGACCGAAGGAGACAUAAACAGACUCAUCAACCUGAAGCUCAAUGCAUCCUACACCUACCUUUCUCUGGGGAUGUAUUUUGACAGGGAUGAUGUCGCCCUGCCAAAAUUCUCCACUUUUUUCCUGGAGGGUUCUAUGAAAGAGAGGCAACAGGCUGAGAAGCUGCUGGAAUAUCAGAACAUGAGAGGAGGGCGAAUCUUUCUUCAGACCAUUGCUAAACCAAGUAGAGAGGACUGGAGAGGCGGUCUGGAUGCAAUGUCCUUUUCCCUGGACUACCAGAAGACCCUAAACACAUGUAUCCUUGAUGUGCACCGCAAAGCUGGCACUCACACUGACGCUCAUCUGUGUGACUUCCUCGAGCAACACUUCCUCACCGAUAGCCAUGACACCAUAAAGAAGCUGGGCGAUUACAUUGGCAGUCUGACCCGCAUCACUGCGUCUGAGACACACGGUGCUAUGGGAGAAUACCUCUUUGAUAAACACACUCUGUAAAGGUCACACCAAGUACAAGGAAAUAAGCUCCACAUUUCAAAAGAUACAUAGUCAACAGAAAAACAGUCGCUCACACUGUGCGUUCUACUCCGUUAAGAAAACUAUGCAAUAUUGUCAGAGUUUACGACAAACUUCAUUCUUAUACUAUGGGCACAAGAGAAGUUCUAAGGAAAAUAACUGAAAAUACCUCAAUUUCACUUGAAACCUAAACCGAAAAAAUAAUGUUCUCAUUAAUAUGGUGCUAAAAACUACAAUUCUCUCUAGCUGUUAUUUAGUCACUUGUUCAUUAAGCCUCAGUUUUAUCAUGCGCCAUUCAUUCCGGUGUAUCAGAUAUUUUAAGCUCACAAAUCAAAACACUAUUUUGAAUAUAUUUGAAACAUUGAAUAAAGCCAGACUAUGCUGA